AUGCGAACUAGCAGCUGCGUUUUUUUGAUCAUUUUUUUUUUGCUCUUUUUGAGGUACGGGGGUGGAAUUAAGAAAAAGAGAGGGAUAAAUAAAAAAAAUGGAGCUUUUUUAAAUAAGGGGCUAAAAUAUAUUAACAGUAAAAUCAUAAGUAGAAGAAAAGAAAACUAUGUAAAGAUGAAAAUGACAGAGAAUAAAGUAAAAGGAAAAGACAUAAUAUAUGGUAAUGAAUGCCGUAAUGAAUUAUUAAAAGGAAUAUUAACAGUGUCAGAUGUAGUAAAGUUGACCUUAGGACCUAGAGGUAGAAAUGUGUUAUUAGAAAAAGAAUAUGGUAGCCCAUUAAUAAUAAAUGAUGGUGUAACAAUAGCAAAAAAUAUUAGUUUAAAAGAUCGAAAAAAAAAUAAUGGUGUAAAAUUAAUGCAGGAAAGUACAAAUAUAUCAAAUGAUAAAGCAGGUGAUGGUACAAGUUCUACAGCUUUAAUGACAGCAACAAUAACUAAAAAAGGAAUAGAACAAGUAAAUAAUAAUCAUAAUCCUAUACCAAUACAAAGAGGUAUACAAUUAGCUUCCAAGAUGAUAAUAGAAAAAAUUAAAACGUUAUCAACACCUAUUAAAACAUAUAAAGAUAUACUCAACAUAGCAACUAUUGCAAGUAAUAACGAUAUACAUAUGGGACAAAUAAUAGCUAAUGCAUAUGACAAAUUAGGUAAAAAUGCUGCCAUAAUUUUAGAUGAUAAUGCUGAUAUUAAUGAUAAAUUAGAAUUCACAGAAGGCUAUAAUUUUGAUAGGGGUAUUAUAAAUCCUUAUCUUUUAUAUAAUGAAAAUAAAGACUAUAUUGAAUACAGUAAUGUUUCAACGCUAAUAACGGAUCAAAAUAUUGACAACAUACAGUCUAUACUACCUAUUUUAGAAAUUUUUGCCAAGAACAAACAACCACUCUGUAUCAUUGCCGAUGAUUUUAGCAAUGAAGUCCUUCAGACUCUCAUCAUUAACAAGCUCAAGGGAGCCAUCAAAGUGGUCCCUAUAAGAGCCCCUUCAUUUGGUGAUAGAAGAAAGGACUACUUAAAAGAUUUGUGUAUUGUAACAAAUAGCAAGUACAUAAGUGCAGAUGUUGGUCUGGACUUGAACAAUUUACAUAAUAAUAUGAGCAGUUUUGAUAAUAAUUAUUUAAGUCUACUGGGUAAUGCAAAUACAUUAAUAGUAAAAAAGGAUAGGACUAGUUUAAUUACAAAAGAAGAAUAUAAAGAAAAAAUAGAUGAAAGAAUAAAAGUUUUAAAAAAAGAGUACGAUGAAACAACUUCAAAAUAUGAUAAAGAAAAAUUAAAUGAACGUAUAGCUGCAUUGUCAGGUGGUAUAGCUAAAAUUCUAAUUGGUGGAAAUACAGAAACAGAACAGAAAGAAAGAAAAUUUAAAUAUGAGGAUGCAACAAAUGCUGUGAAAAGUGCAAUAGAUAUUGGUUAUGUUCCUGGGGGAGGAGUGACCUACUUAGAAAUAAUUAAAUCAAACUUUUUAAAUGAAAUACAUAAAAAAAUUGAAGAAGUUCAAUCAGUUGGGACUCAAGAAGAGAAAAAGUAUCUAGACUUAGUAGGUAAUCUAGAAUCAGAAAUAGAAUUACAAAAAAUGGGAGCUAAUAUUGUUGUAAGCAGUUUAGAUGUCAUUACUAAACAAAUAGCUGAUAAUGCUGGUGUGAAUGGAGAUAACGUGGUUAAAAUAAUUUUGAACUCAAAGGAUAAAUAUGGUUUCGGGUAUGAUGUAAAUACCAAUAAAUUUGUAAAUAUGGUUGAAAAUGGUAUUAUCGACAGUACAAAUGUUAUUAUCAGUGUUAUUAAAAAUAGUUGUAGUAUAGCUAGUAUGGUCUUAACAACUGAGUGUAUGAUGGUAGAUAGUGAAAAAAAAAAUAAUAAAGGAAUAUUAGAUUCAACUAUUAAUUCACCUAAUUAUUUACCUAAACAAAGAAGAAAAGGAUACAAAAAUAAACUCGAAGAUGAAGAUGAGGAUGAAGAUGACUUAGACGACGAUGAAGAGGAUGAUGACGAUGAGGAAGACGAUGAUGAAGAAGAUGACGAUGAGGAGGAUGGAGACGAGGAAGAGGAAGAAGACGAUGGCUACAACUACGACGAGUGA
Messenger RNA from Plasmodium malariae, 2121 nucleotides. RefSeq names its product 60 kDa chaperonin, putative (gene CPN60). The transcript has 2 exons. Gene Ontology annotation, biological process: protein refolding. The record is from RefSeq and is a predicted model, not a curated record. The coding region runs from base 1 to 2121 and encodes 706 amino acids. Gene Ontology annotation, molecular function: ATP-dependent protein folding chaperone; ATP binding. Lineage: Eukaryota; Apicomplexa; Aconoidasida; Haemosporida; Plasmodiidae.